AUGGUGCACGUCGCGUUUUACCGCAACUAUGGUAAAACUUUUAAGAAACCGAGGCGUCCAUAUGAGAAGGAACGUUUAGACGCUGAGCUAAGACUUGUCGGAGAGUAUGGACUCCGCUGCAAGAGGGAACUCUGGAGGGUGCAGUAUGCACUAAGCCGUAUUCGCAAUGCAGCAAGAAUGCUUUUAACUCUUGACGAGAAGAAUCCACGUAGGAUUUUUGAGGGUGAAGCUCUUCUUAGGAGGAUGAAUAAGUAUGGUCUUUUGGAUGAGAGCCAAAACAAGCUUGAUUACGUGUUGGCCCUCACUGUUGAGAACUUUCUUGAGCGCCGCCUUCAAACAGUCAUAUUCAAAGCGGGGAUGGCCAAGUCAAUUCAUCAUGCCCGAGUUCUCAUCCGGCAGAGACAUAUUAGGGUUGGGAGACAGGUGGUUAAUGUCCCUUCCUUCAUGGUUAGAGUGGACUCCCAAAAGCAUGUUGAUUUCUCAAUCACUAGUCCAUUUGGAGGUACUGGCAAACCUGGUAGAGUGAAGCGCAAGAACAUCAAAGCAGCAUCGUCCAAGAAAGAUUCUGGAGAUGGGGAUGAAGACAAUGAAUAG
This is a messenger RNA of Linum trigynum, 594 nucleotides long. NCBI's taxonomy places the organism in Eukaryota, Viridiplantae, Streptophyta, Magnoliopsida, Malpighiales, Linaceae. The record is from the annotation of a GenBank genome assembly.